UUUCUAAUCUCCAGUUCUUAUUCUAUUAACGAAAUAUCAAUUUUUUUGUGUUCAAGGAAUAACAUUAUAAAUACAAUGACUAAAAAAAAAGAGAAAGUCAUAGUCUGUAUAGCUUAAUGACCUUCGAUUGAAUUGUUGCUAAUAAUCAAUGAAAUAUAAAUGAAGUGCAAAGAAUUUUACUUAUUUUUUACCGAAGGAGUGAAAGGCGAAUUUACGAUUAUUAUUACAACGGAAUUUUCUUCUCUUGAAAGUUAAAAUGAUAUUUCAAUGGACCACUUGAAGAAUUUGCAGUAUUUUAUGUUGCGGCUAAGUUGUUUCCAUCUCUAAUUCGAUAUACUGUUCCAUUCCGUUGCACUAACCAUAAAAGGACAGACAAUUAGAAAGAAUUUUACAAUAUGAUGAUAAUUAUAUGCGAAAAAAAAUAAUGACAUGUAAUUUCCACUUUGUUCCCUUAAAAAAAAAAUCAGGUCAACUGUAUCGCCAGGAGUUGAUAACGUAUUGGAGAGAGUAGCCGGGAAACUGAAUAUUAGGGGGCAGCAUUGAAAUAUUGGAUUGUGUGUCUGUCCGGACGUUCAUUGUAUUUGUAUUUUGCCAACUGGAAAUACCGCAUUUUUGUUGUUCAUUUGUCUCUUAGUUGCAAUCAGAAGUUUUAUCUGGUGGAUCAGAAAAACAUAAAAAAAAAAAUGAAAGAGGAAUUGAAAAAUUUGGAUCAGCUUUUGAAAGAAACUUUCACGAACGAAUUUCGUACUGGGUAUGCAAAUAUAAAAGGAGUAAUGAUGACGGACCUUUAUCCAAAAAUGGUGGGUUCUAUCGAGAAUCUCAAGAUCUGGGAUGAUGACGUGUGGGUUUGCAGUUUUCCAAAAUCAGGAACUACCUGGACUCAAGAAAUGGUUUGGUGCAUUAGUCACGAUCUUGAUUUUAAAGGCGCCCACAUAGAUUUAGCAACACGUUUUCCAUUUCUCGAAGAAAAACCUGAUGCUCCUUCCAGAUCAUCAGCUCGUGUUGAUAAUGCAGCACUUGUAGAAAAGUUUCCAGAGCUGGAGAAUCAUGAAUUUGUUCGUGAUAGUGUGCAAUUUGUGGAGAACUUACCACGUCCAAGAUUCAUCAAAACGCAUCUUCCAUUUCAGCUACUUCCUCGUGCUUUACGAGAGGGAGGAACCCAAGCAAAGAUCGUUUAUGUCUGUAGAAAUCCCAAGGAUGUCUGCAUAUCUUUCUAUCAUCAUACAAAACAUUUUGCAUUUCAGGGGAAUUUCGAGCAGUUCUGCAGUCUUUUUUUGGGUGAUAAAGUUCCUUACUGUCCAUUUUGGGAUCACAUAUUGGGAUUUUGGAACAAACGCAAUGAUCCCUCAUCUAAUAUUCUAUUUCUCAAGUAUGAAGAUAUGAAAUCGGAUUUGAUAUCAGUAAUUCAGAGAACUGCGGAAUUUCUGAUAAAUACUAAACUAUCCUCAAAGAAGUUGAAUCUCUUGCUACACCACUUAAGUUUUGACAGUAUGAAGAACAAUUCAGCAGUCAAUCACAAUAGGAUGUUUGAUUUUACAAGGCAGUACCUCGGUGCGUUGGGAGAAACUGAAUUUAUACGACAAGGGCAAGUGGAUCAGUGGAGAACUGUAAUGGCCCCCGAUAUUUUGGGAAACUUUGAUGAUUGGAUGUCGAAAAAUUUACAAAGUUCAGAUUUUUCAUUUGAAUCUUCAUUAAAGCCUAAUGAUCUUUUCAAUGAUUAUAUAUCGUUGUCCUUUGAAGUCUACUUAAUUAUUGGAAUACAGGAGUCGCAUCGGGUAAUUUUGAAGUGUCGAAAGACAAAAAUGUCGGAAGCAUCAGAAAUGGGGAAAAACCAAGACAAAGCGAGUAAAAAUACUGAUGAAAAGUGGGAAGCACUGUUAAAGAGUCAUUUGCCAAGCAAGUUAACUACAGUAAAUGGGGUACGUUUACCCGAAGUUUUCCGCAAAUAUGCGUAUAAGAUUGAAAAUUUUAAAAUUCGAGAUGAUGACAUAUGGGUAUGCACUUUUCCCAAAGCUGGUACCACUUGGACACAAGAGAUGGUCUGGUGUUUAGCAAACGAUGUAGAUCUUGAAGGUGCGAAAACGGAUCUAUCGGAUCGGUUUCCAUUUUUUGAGCUAGCCGCCAUUUCAGAUAUUUCUAAAAUUCCCAAAGAAUUGUCAGAGUCUGAUCCGGAAAUAAUGAGGAGCAUAGAAUUAUGUGACGACCUUCCUUCUCCGAGAUUUAUAAAAACCCAUCUACCCUAUCAUCUUCUUCCUCGGGGUCUUCGCGAGGGUUUAACUACUGCCAAGAUAAUUUAUGUCCGCAGGAAUGUGAAGGAUAAUUGCAUUUCAUAUUAUCAUCAUUGUAAACUAAUGGAGGGAUAUCGAGGAGAUUUCAAUGUAUUUUGUCAACUUUUUUUGGCUGAUAAGUUGUUAUAUUGUCCCUAUUGGGAACACAUUUUGGGAUUCUGGAAUCGACGAAGAGAUCCUCAAUUGAAUAUUUUGCUGUUGACUUUCGAGAAUAUGAAAUCGAAUAUAUCGUCAGUGAUUCACCAAACAUUGGAAUUCCUUGGAAAACCUCCACUAUCUGCUGAAAAGUUGGAGAUUCUCGUAGACCAUCUCAGUUUUUCGAACAUGAAAAAAAAUCCAGCGGUCAAUAAGGAAGAAUGGAUAGAGGCUAUGGAAAAAUUCAACAUUUUCUCGAUAGGAAACAAGUUCAUACGAAGUGGGCAAAUAAAUCAAUGGAAGGGAAUAAUGUCUCGGCAACUGAUUGAAGAAUUCGAUCAGUGGACUGCAGAUAAUCUCGUAACUUCAGAUAUAAUACCAUGACAGUGGAGAAGAAGCAGAUGAAUGAAAAAAAAAAAUAUUAUUAUGUAAUUCCGUGAAUUUGGUAUUAUAUAGAAAAGUUUGACAAUUGGACUUGAUUUUUAUGUUGAAAAUCAUAAUAAUAACUUGGAAUAAAUAUUUACAGAGAAAUAAUAAACAUUUAUUUAUAAA
Molecule: messenger RNA, 2975 nt
Organism: Diachasmimorpha longicaudata
Lineage: Eukaryota; Metazoa; Arthropoda; Insecta; Hymenoptera; Braconidae
Exons: 11
Coding region: 684-2807 (707 amino acids)
Biological process (GO): sulfation
Cellular component (GO): cytoplasm
Molecular function (GO): sulfotransferase activity
Source: RefSeq, a predicted model, not a curated record